This is a messenger RNA of Danio aesculapii, 1876 nucleotides long. RefSeq names its product transmembrane protease serine 3 (gene tmprss3b). Gene Ontology annotation, molecular function: serine-type endopeptidase activity; protein binding. Bases 189 to 1817 code for a protein of 542 amino acids. Gene Ontology annotation, biological process: proteolysis; acrosome reaction. Gene Ontology annotation, cellular component: membrane. Lineage: Eukaryota; Metazoa; Chordata; Actinopteri; Cypriniformes; Danionidae. The record is from RefSeq and is a predicted model, not a curated record. The transcript has 13 exons.
GUCACCUUCAAAUUAGCCCCUUCAUUUCUCCAUUCCCUCCCAGGCUAAUUUCACAGCCAGUUACUUGCAUUUGGGGUCAUUUCAUUCUUCAUUUGGUUGACGAGGAUUAAUCAGACCGAGGGCCUUGGAUUCUCCAUCUUAAGUGGAUCUCUGUCGCCGCGGCCUCAUUUAUCCGGGAUGGAGUGCAGAUGAGAGGAGGCAUGGAUUCGUCCCAGACCGCAGGAGAGACAGAGCAGCCCGUUUCUGAAGGAGGAAGCCCAGAGGAGAAGGAACUGGGAGAGGACAGCACUGAAUCUGGCCCUCUUGAGCUGGUCUCUGUCACAGAAGAGGAUCUGCCUGUAUGCGAAACCCCGAGCACCUUCAAUCUCAGUGCCUUUGGCAGUCAAAACAGCCUCUUCUAUGACCCGGACUCACAGGACCCUCAUGUGCCCAUUGAUCUGCCCAAUGAGGCAUCUGCUCCACUGCCUGUGUAUAAAAUAUACAAUAUUCAGAUCCCACCAAGUCCAGGUGUGCCCGUCAUCAAAGUCCAGCCCUUCCUGGAUGGAGAGGAACUGUCAAACCUGAAAUCCUUGUGUUGGCCGUAUGUGUCUCGGAGACUGCUGACUCUGCUCAUUGUCUUGGUCUUGUUAAUAGUCUUGAUUCUGACUCUAGGAAUAGGUUUGGGAGUGGGUCUGAAGAGCUGCUCAGGGAAGUUUCAAUGUGUGUCGUCAGUUCAGUGUAUCAGCAGAAACGCUGUGUGUGAUGGAGUCCAGGACUGUAGAGAUGGAGAAGAUGAACUCAACUGCGUGCGAGUGAGUGGCAGUCACUCAGUGCUGCAGGUCUUCGGCAGGGGCUUAUGGAGGACGGUGUGCUCUGAGGGCUGGGAUUCUCAACUGAGCACUUUAGCCUGCAAACAACUGGGAUACAGCAGUUACGUGAGCUCUGCCGCCAUACCCAUCUCCUCCAUUGAAGAAGUCUUCCAGAACAAUCUAGUCGCUGUUAAAAUCAACCAAACACACCUUCAUGACACCUUCAGGAUCCAGAACUCUUCAUAUGCUAGAAACACCCACUGCAAUUCUGGUUUAGUGACUGCUGUCAAAUGUAUAGCGUGCGGCUUCAGGUCGGCGAUAAGCAGUCGUAUUGUGGGAGGGAAUGUGUCGAAGUCUGGCCAGGUCCCGUGGCAGGUCAGCCUUCAUUACCAGAACCAGUAUCUUUGUGGAGGAUCCAUCAUCAGUGAGAGCUGGAUACUCACUGCUGCACACUGUGUGUUCGGAUUCGCGCAGCCAGUAUUAUGGGAUGUGUAUGCUGGGUUGAUAAACCUGCCGCUGAGUAAAGCUGAAGCUCAUUCUGUGGAGAAAAUCAUCUACCAUGCCAACUUCAGGUCAAAAAGCUUCAGCUAUGACAUUGCACUAAUAAAGCUUGCACUACCUCUGACUUUCAAUGAUCAAAUCGCCCCCAUCUGUUUGCCUAAUUACGGCGAGAGCUUUAAGAAUGGACAGAUGUGUCUGAUCUCAGGCUGGGGAGCCACAGUGGACGGUGGAGAGACCAGUGUGUCUCUACAUGUCGCUCAGGUCCCUUUACUGUCUAACAAACAAUGCAAGAAACUGGGUCUGACAAACUGGAACGUCUGCACAGGAUUUUUGAAGGGUGUUGGGACAUGUCAGGGGGACAGUGGAGGGCCGCUGGCCUGUCAGGGGUCCGGGUGGACACUGGUCGGGACAGGCAGCUGGGAUGAAAACUGUGGAAAAGUAAACAAACCAGGAAUUUACACUAGCAUAAGUGAAGCUCUCACGUGGAUUCAAGAACAAAUGGAGAAAGAAGAGAAUCAGCUACAGUGAGCAUCUCAUGGUGGACAAGCUUCAAUUGGACUCUAUGCACAUUUUCAUACACAUCUGAU